UUUUGAUAAUAUGAAGCUUCCGAAGUGACCAUUAAAAAAAUCAUGCAAAACUAUAUCAUACAUGAUUAAAUCAACACCAUCUAACAACCUAAAAUCUGACAUUUUCGUCUGUUCUAGAUGUGCAAACUCAGUGUUUGUGAAGGAAGAAGUAACCCAGAUCCCUGCAGAAGAAGAGAUCCUUGAAUGAUUAAGUCAAGUGGAGUUUUAUUUGGUCAGGAUUGACCAGUUUGAACAAGGCCAAGGGGGAUUUUUGUGGAGGAUGAAGAAGGGUGAGAGGGUCGGGGAGAAGCUGGAAGAGUAUUUUGAGGAGCAUAGGUUGAUUAAAGCUCACUUAUUUACUGCAACAAACACUGAAGACUAUUCUUCCUUACCUUACAUUCAUAUUGAAUCGAAACAUCUCCUCAAUACAAUUCUUGAGUCUGAGAUUUUCAAGGAAUAUAACCAUCAGAAGGAAUUUAUGAAGUUCAGAGAUUUUACUGAUAAUUUGAUAGACCCAUCUUGGUCAAUGGAUUUAACCAAGGAAAGGGAAGAUUUGACUUCACCUGAUCAUCCUUCCAAGACUCGUAUUACUAGCAUAAGUUUAACUGCUUCCUCUAAACUCCACCAAGCUUCUAAGGCUUUUAUUAAUCAACAAAUAUGCAAUCUCAGAGAUUACAUAUUAACCACCGAACACUCAAGAGUCAUCUCUAAACUAGCAGAUACCAAGAAACUUGUAAAAUCACAAGCAGAGCAAAUAUCAGCCAAAGAUCUCGAAAUAGAGGACCAAAAAUAGAAAACUGACAGAAAAGGACCAAGAGAUUAAGCACAUCCAGUCUAAACUUCUCACUACAGAAUCCCAGCUAGCCCAGAUAUCCUCUAUCUUACAACAAGAGCAACACAAAAAUGAGCUGAAUGAGAGAAUCAUUCAGGAACAGAAGGAAGAAAUUGAGAGAGUUCUGCAUGAGAAGAAAGCCUGUGAAGAGGUUGUGCAGAAGAUUCAAAUGGAGAAUAAAGAAGUGGAGAAAGCAAAGAGUAUGAAAGUAGUGGAAAUUGAAAAAUUGGAAACAAUCAUGAAAGAGAUGGAAGAUGAAGGAAAGAGGAGAGAAACUAUCAUCUCUACCCUUGUCGCCAGCAAAGAUCCAUUGAUACAUCCACGUUCAUUACCUGACCUAAAGGGAGGUUCUUUGUAUUUUAAUUUCUCUUCUGUCCAAGACCACUUACUAAUGGGCCUGCUGGUUCCACACAAGUUACCUUCUUUGGCCUCUUUGAAAUGUAAGAAUCUAAAAAGUCUGUCAAACCCUGAGGUACACUUAAAGGAAACACCCUGAAAAUUUCCUGUACUUAACGAUUUCUUGGAAGAUUCUAUCCAGGAUGAAAUAAGAGAGCUUAGCAUGACACUAAGCUCGGGCAAUGACCUUUCUGAUGAAAGUGAUUUUACAGAGAUGAAGAUAUCAAUAGCUAAGGUCCUCCCCAUGGUAACUAAGCAAGUGAGUCUGAGCGGGUUUGUGAUCAGUCAAGAAGAGUUUGUAACAUUCAUGAGCGCAGCAAAGAAAGCAAGAGAGAUCAGGUUCAAUUGGUGCAGACUAGAUAUUGAAAAUGACUGUGAAUUUGAGGGCGAGCUAGAAGAUUCAAAAUUCAGGAUCCUUAAUUUCUAUGGAACUGAACUAGUUGCUCCAGAAGGGUGGUUUAGUGAUGGCUGUGAAAAGUUCAGAUAUAUUAUGAAAGGCCUUUCUAAAGAGCACUGUGUUAAGAAAAGAAAUAUCAUUGUAAAGCUAGAAGGCUGCGGACUAAAGAGAGACAAAGUGGCCCAGAUCUUAACAGAGAACUCCAUGACACUAAUGAAGAUAGAAAUGUAGACCCA
This is a messenger RNA of Moneuplotes crassus, 1840 nucleotides long. The record is from the annotation of a GenBank genome assembly. Lineage: Eukaryota; Ciliophora; Spirotrichea; Euplotida; Euplotidae.